AUGGCCACCCGAAGAUCGCAUGCCUUGAAUCCGUGGAGCAACUCCGCAGGUUUGCCUAUGUGUGAGGCCCCAGAGAUCACAGACGGUGAGCCAGAUGUCAUGAUCGAAGUCGCAGAGUCGCAUUCUGAGACCAGAGACUCCCCUGAGAAAGGCAAAGCCGAGUCGUUCCAAGAAUUGAUCACUAGUGCGCACCUCUUGUCCAACACAUUGCAAGGCACCUGA
Molecule: messenger RNA, 222 nt
Organism: Laetiporus sulphureus 93-53
Lineage: Eukaryota; Fungi; Basidiomycota; Agaricomycetes; Polyporales; Laetiporaceae
Exons: 2
Coding region: 1-222 (73 amino acids)
Source: RefSeq, a predicted model, not a curated record